Messenger RNA from Diaporthe citri, 1737 nucleotides. RefSeq lists its product as uncharacterized. The transcript has 3 exons. Gene Ontology annotation, biological process: DNA-templated transcription; regulation of transcription by RNA polymerase II. The coding region runs from base 1 to 1737 and encodes 578 amino acids. Gene Ontology annotation, molecular function: RNA polymerase II cis-regulatory region sequence-specific DNA binding; DNA-binding transcription activator activity, RNA polymerase II-specific; zinc ion binding. The record is from RefSeq and is a predicted model, not a curated record. Gene Ontology annotation, cellular component: nucleus. Lineage: Eukaryota; Fungi; Ascomycota; Sordariomycetes; Diaporthales; Diaporthaceae.
AUGAUGGCAAGCACCAAAUCCAGUCCUCCGAGUGAUACAGCAGUUGCUGCCGAAGUCAUCGCCUCUGUGGACACUUGUCGAGCGCUGAGGAAGCGUGUCAAGGAGCAUCAGCGAGUCAAGGCCGAGGAUCCGUUUCCCGCUGUGAUGAACAGCCUGCCCCCACGAGAGAAAUGCGACCGGCUUGUUGAAUCGUACUUGAGGACCUUUGAGUUGAUGUACCGAGUGGUACACAUACCCUCCUUCAGGAAGCAGUACACUGAGUACUGGGAACGACCCCAGGCUGCUUCCGCCGGCUUCAGGAUCAAGAUUCUUCUGAUCCUCGCCCUUGGCUGCAGUGUUGAACGCGAGGAAGAGGUCUUCAUGUCGGUGUGCCCUUAUGUAUCACAGUGGGUCUUCGCCGCACAGUGGUGGUUGACGGGCCCUGCUGAGAGAUCGACUGCUGGCCAGGAGGGCUUACAGGUCCACUGUCUGUUGAUUCUGGCCCGCCAGGCUCAUUCCAUUGGCAACAGCGGCUCAAACUGGACUCUUUCAGGAUCCCUUCUCCAUUUUGCCUGUAUGCAAGGCUUGCACCGAGAUCCCAAGCAUUUCCCCGAACUCUCGUUCGUGGACGCCGAGACGCGCAGACGGUUGUGGGCGACCGUCCUGGAGUUGCUGCUGCAGACGUCCAUAGACGCCUACAUGUCUCCCAUGUUCUGCCUGGACGACUUCGACACUGAGCCUCCAUCGAACUUGAAUGACGCAGAGUUUGAUCAACACACAUCAGUGCCCCCGCCCCCGCGGCCAGAAGCCGAAUUCACCCAGACUUCCAUCCAGGUGCUCCUGCACCAAUCGAUCCGCUGCCGCCUCGACACUAUGAAAUUUCUGAAUAAAAGCAGAGGAACGGAGCAGUGUUAUGACACCGCACUCCGGCUUGGCACGGAGCUACAGUCUUUCUCUCAGAAGAGUGAGGUUCUUUUUCACUCGCGGGCGGGCCAGAAAAACAACAUCUUUCACAAGAAGCUGACAGAUAUGAUACUGCACCGUGCCAUCCUUCUGCUACACAGGCCGUUCGUGCUCAGGGGUGCCGGAGACCCACGCUUCCACUUCUCACGCAAGGUCGGCUUGGAGUCUGCCAUGGUGCUACUCUCGCAUCUCGGGGACCUGGAUGCCUCAUCUGGAACUGUAGAUGAGUUUGCCCGGUUGACAAUGAUGUCCACAGGCACCUUCAAGGGCGCCAUCUCUUUAGAUGCCAUCACAACAGUCUGUCUCGAAGUACUAUCACAGUUAUACGAGGAGGGAGGAAAGACGGGGCCUGAGCAUGCUUCUCGUUCCGUGGUCGUGGACAUGGCCCGUGCCUCCCGCGCUCUAAUGGUCCAGACCUUGGAGCAUGUGCAGAAGCAACUAGAGCGUCUUGUCGCACGGGGUGACCCCAGCCUAAAGCGUUAUGUCUUUCUCAACACCACCCUCGCACAGAUCCGUGCCCUGGGGACUGGAAACCCCCCUGAAGCCACGGCUCGUGAGGCGCUGAAGGAUAGUCUACAGGCCUGCCGGAAUAUGCUGGAGCAGUAUAUCCACACGGCUCAACUCCCGGAAUAUUCGCCACUUACUAGCGGCCUCUUCGACGUGGAGAACAAUCAAGUCUUAUCUAAUGAUGAAUUGUUCAAUUCAUUGAUCGGCGAUCCUGCGUUCAACUUGGAGUUUGAUCCGUCCAGGCUUCUUUCCAUGUGGGAUGACCAAAACAUUCAUGUAUCACUUUAA